AUGCCUAAAGUGUGUGAGAAAUGCAAUUGCUUUGGGCAUAGCUAUUGCAAGCCUGUUGAAGCACAACAGCAAGUGUGGCAAAAGAAAGAUCCAGUGAUUGGUGAAGUUCAACUGACUGCUCAGUCCAGUGAAGGGGAAGUACAGAGUGAAGUCAGGGAAGCUGAUAUUAUGAAGAAUGGUAAUGAACCUGAGGUUGUAUUGGUUGAUAAAGGAAAGGAAGUGUUGAUAGAAGAUCCAAUGAGUGUUAUUCCACCUAAGGGUACUGGGACUCCAUCUCCACAAGGGGCUCCAUCUCCACAAGGCUUUACUCUGGUUGUCAAUAAGAAGAAUAAGGUGUGGAUAGGAUCGAGUUCUAGUUCUCAAGGGCAGAAAAAUCAAUUAGGGAAGCUAGCUGCUGGUCUGGUAAAUGGGAGACUGGGUGCUCGAAUUGCUUCUCCCCUUCCUCCAUCUCCUCCAAAGGGUAGAGGGAGAGGGGAAAAGCGAGGUAAAGGAAGGUCCUAA
Molecule: messenger RNA, 501 nt
Organism: Linum trigynum
Lineage: Eukaryota; Viridiplantae; Streptophyta; Magnoliopsida; Malpighiales; Linaceae
Source: the annotation of a GenBank genome assembly